This is a messenger RNA of Panicum virgatum (switchgrass), 1401 nucleotides long. RefSeq names its product WRKY transcription factor WRKY76-like. NCBI's taxonomy places the organism in Eukaryota, Viridiplantae, Streptophyta, Magnoliopsida, Poales, Poaceae. The record is from RefSeq and is a predicted model, not a curated record. Gene Ontology annotation, molecular function: sequence-specific DNA binding; DNA-binding transcription factor activity. The transcript is spliced from 3 exons. Bases 174 to 1148 code for a protein of 324 amino acids. Gene Ontology annotation, biological process: regulation of DNA-templated transcription.
CCCCGGCCGGGUCCAUCCCCUCCCGGCCUCCCCCUAUAUGUACGACGCCCUCCCGGCGGCGAGCAUCCAAUCCAAGCGUCCUGUUCCUCCACCGCUCGUGCUACCGAGUACUGACACCUCGGCGGCGGCUGCACGAUCGCUUAGUUCGCGGAGGAGGACGCGCGCAGGCAACGAUGAUGCUCAUGGACUCGGCGCGCCGCACCGGCUGCUCCCCGGUCUGCCUGGACCUCAGCGUCGGCCUCUCGCCGUCGCCGCCGAAGACGGGCGCGACCGACCCUCCCGCCGGUGGCUGCGGGAUGGAGUCGUCCAUGACCGACGAGCAGGCCAGGACCCUGGAGGCCAAGUUCACCCAGGUCAGCGAGGAGAACCGGCGGCUCGCCGAGAAGGUCGCCUACCUGUACGCCAGCCAGAUCGCCAGGCCGGGUCCAGACUCCCCGGGCUCGACGCGCGCCUCGCAAGCCGCGUCGCCGCCGCCGCCGCCGGCUGCGAGCAGGAAGAGGAGCAGGGACAGCAUGGACGAGCCGCCGAAUUCGGGCGACGCCGACGGCAGCGGCAGGGCCGAGGCCGCCGAGAGCACCCCCAGCGACGCCUUGGAGGGCUCCUGCAGGCGGAUCAAGGUCAGCAGGGUCUGCUCCCGGAUCGACCCCUCCGACACCACGCUCACCGUCAAGGACGGGUACCAAUGGCGGAAGUACGGGCAGAAGGUCACCCGCGACAACCCGUCCCCGCGAGCCUACUUCCGCUGCGCCUUCGCGCCCUCCUGCCCCGUCAAGAAGAAGGUGCAGAGGAGCGCGGAGGACAGCUCGGUGCUGGUGGCCACGUACGAGGGCGAGCACAACCACCCGUGCCCGACGCGCGCCGGCGAGCUCCCCAGCUGCGCGGCGCGCGGCGGGUCCGUGCCUUGCUCCAUCUCCAUCAACUCCUCCGGCCCGACCAUCACGCUGGACCUCACCAAGAACGGAGCGGGGGGCGGCGUGCGGGUGCUCAAGGCCGCCGGGGCGCCCGACCUCAAGGAGCUGUGCCAGGAGAUCGCGUCCGCGGAGUUCCGGACGGCGCUGGUGGAGCAGAUGGCGAGCUCGCUCACCAGGGAUUCCAAGUUCACCGACACGCUCGCCGCCGCCAUCCUGAAGCAGCUGCCGGAUUACUAAGUCUCCAGUGUCCGGUGUCGUAGCUCAAAGAGUUUGCGAGACUGCAACAGAUUUUCUUUCAUGGUAGCAAUAGUGUAUGUCUAUUGGGAUUAGAGCAUAAUCUCCCCAGAUUUACAUGCAUAGUUUCAAUUCCAAAUAAUAUUGUACAUUUUACAAGUCCAUUGUUUGAUCACGAAUUCAAAAUAAGGACCGUCCUCCCAAGACAGCAGAGAGUCCCUCUAGCUGUUCUUUUGAUGUUUAUCUGAAUUUAACC